AUGGCUGUCGGUCAUCUGGGUACUAGUCUUACAACAGAGGGUAUGCUUGGUAUGCUUCUUGGUGCAAAUAUUGAACCAGCAUCAGCCGCCAACAUGCAACAGACCUGCAACAAAGUGGGGGAAAUUAUCACCAAAGUAAAUAAAAACAGCAUGAAGAAAAUAAGGCAGAACAUUCAAGAACUUAAUGAAAAAUGUGGACUUCCUGAUACCCCUAUCAGAGCGGAAGGAGAUGCUCGGUAUAAUAAUGCCACCUUUAGUGCCAUUGGAAAAACCCCAUUCCAAGCUGCCACCCAAGUGACUUAUACCGUAAGUGAAAAUGUAACUCAGAGGAAAAAUGUUGUGGCAGUGUUCUGUGGGAACAAACUAUGCAAGAAAGGCACACACCUGCGAAGCAAAGGAAAGGAAGUUACCUGCCCGGGACACGAAGACUGCACUGCAACCAUUCCUCCGGAGACCACCAUUGGAGAUGAGAAGAGAUGGGCUGCAAACUGUAUCGGGGAGUUACAAAGUGAUGACCGUCCACUCGUCAUUUCCCAUUUCACUAGUGAUGGAGACAGUGCCGCUGCAUCUGGCGCAUCUGUAAAACAAGGACAUGUGAUUGAAAACCUUAAAGACUUGCGUCACUUCUUUGACUCUCAAAGAAAACAGACAGCGAAGGCUCCAUUCAGCAGUCACAUGUUUCCGGGAAGAACCAAAGCCAUAAGAGAAUCCAUGCAGAGAAGAUUUGCCUUAGACUUGAAGCUUCGAUGCAGGACAGAGUACGAGAAUUGCUACAAACACUACUCCGGAGACUUACCUUUGAUGAAGAGGGCUAUGUCUACUGCUGUUGGUUCCAUCAUAAGCUGCUACCAAGGACAGUGCGGAAAGUCCUGUCAACUUCAUUCCUUUUCCUGUCGUGGACUGAAAAGCAAUAAGUGGAAAUCUUCAGUGUUGCCUAGUGACUUUGAAUUAAACAUGACAGAAGAUGACAAAUGUUUGUUAAAAGACUGUAUAAAUUUGACUUUAGGAUCAAGUAAUCUUGACAGAAUUAAAUUUCAUACUUGUACACAAAAAUCUGAAUCUGUGAAUAGGGCAUAUUUAAAAUCAAAUCCAAAAUGUAUUACAAGUAGUAGAAAUUUUGAAAGUAGAAUACAUAAAGUUGUGCACUCACUGAAUAGGGGUCAUGGAAACUCAACAUUGGAACUUUGUGAAUCUGUAGGGGCACCUGUUGUAAAAGGAAGUAGAGUUGUCCAUCAUCUAAAACAACAACAAAAUAGGCAAAAUUACUUUAAAAUGAAACAAAAACUGUUAAAAUAUAAAUCUCAAAGAAAAUACUAUAGAUCUAAAAGAUAUCAGCUGUACGAUAAAAAAUCUAAAGACACUUACUGUAAAUCACUAACAGAUCCAAAAUUAAAAAGGAAGUUGUAAGAUUGUAAAAGGGGGGGGGGCAUUGAUGC
Molecule: messenger RNA, 1436 nt
Organism: Saccostrea echinata
Lineage: Eukaryota; Metazoa; Mollusca; Bivalvia; Ostreida; Ostreidae
Exons: 1
Coding region: 1-1407 (468 amino acids)
Source: RefSeq, a predicted model, not a curated record